Molecule: messenger RNA, 3528 nt
Organism: Trichomonas vaginalis G3
Lineage: Eukaryota; Parabasalia; Trichomonadida; Trichomonadidae
Product: cyclic nucleotide phosphodiesterase family
Exons: 1
Coding region: 1-3528 (1175 amino acids)
Biological process (GO): signal transduction
Molecular function (GO): protein binding; 3',5'-cyclic-nucleotide phosphodiesterase activity
Source: RefSeq, a predicted model, not a curated record
AUGUCGUCGGUGAAAGUUAUCAAGAGACUAGGAGAAGGGACAUCUCCGACGACAAAGAAAUCAUAUGUUAAAGAUUUGAUAACCCUGCAGAAUGUGUCUCCAGUAAUGAUUACUGAAUCACACACUAUGCAAAGUUUAUAUCCUGAUUCAAAUCCUCCACCUAAGCCAAUUGAUCAGUUUGCUCCAUAUUUAUCACGUAAGCUAUCAAAAAAGAGACAAGAAAAGAUCGAUAAAAUCAAAGGUCCUGCAAUAAAAGAAACACCAACUUUUGCAUUAGCCUCAGUACGAUCAAGUAGCCAGAUGGUUACACCACGUUCGCCAAAACGACCUGCACCAGACCCGUUUACUCCAUUCGAACAUGAAAAAAUUGAAACUCCUAAAAAUAACGAACAAUUCCUUUUACAUUUAAAGAUGGAAGAUACAUUUGAUAAGAUUGCUUCUAACUCAGCUACAACAGCAUUACACAAACUCGUUGAAUCUACACUCCAAAUCUAUUUCCUUGCCGAUGGAGUAUAUUUUUAUCACGAUAUUCCAGCUGUUAAGAUCCUUUACUGUCCAACAACGACAAAUGGAGUACCCCAUGGUACAGGAUUAGUUGGUUUCACUCAGUUUACCCGUGAAAUUGUAAAUUGUGCCUGUGCAUCAAUGCAUGAAAGCUAUUCUCCGAACUACGAAUCUGCUCAGAUACCUCUAGACUCUCAUGUCUUAUCAUUUCCGUUGUUCGGUGUUAGCGGAAAUGUAAAAGCCGUCAUUCAAGUGGUCAGAUCAAAGAAUUCACCUAUAUUUAACGCGCAAGAAGAAUCAUUUGUAAAGUAUUUCCAAGAGAAAUGUAAGAAAUACGCCCCUUGGCUCUUCCAGCCCGUAAUUGACGAUAAUUUUAUAGCGGAAUUGGUCGAAACAUGCAGAUUAAAGCAGUUUAUCGAGCAGACAAGUGAAAAGCUAACUAAGUUAUUCAACUGCCAUGAAGCAGAAGUCUGGAGUUACAAUACACAAACAAAUAUAAUUUAUAAAUACACUUCUACAUCAGAUCAGCCCAUAAUUAUACCACUAGCUGAAGCAGGAAUAGCAGGAUAUGCACUAAGAAGGCAAGUUCCUGUCUCCUGUCUUCUUGCAAAGAUACAUUCUUCAUAUGUAGCAAAAGCAGAUAUAAAUGGAGACUUUUCUGUACUUACGAUACCGAUAAGAGACCAAGACAGACCAAUUGUUUACGCUGUUGUCCUCAGAGGAAAAAGAUUACCAAGUUUUUUCACAGAAAAUGACGAAAAAAUACUAUCAAGAAUCAUUCCUUACAUCAUAUCUUCACUCAACAGUGCAUUAAAUGUAGAAAAGAACUACCAGAGCCUCGAUGAAAGCAUGAAACAACAAACAAGUUUGAGAUCUUUACUCGAAGUAGCAGAAAUACUCAGUGGAGAGCUCAAAAUCGAUGACCUUAUACCGAAAAUCAUGGCAAGAGCUUGCGAAUUAGUAAUGGCGAGCAGAUGUUCUUUAUUUUUGGUAAAUGAUACGAGAGAUAAACUAAUUACGACUUAUAGCGGUGGCCUUAAGAACGCUAUUGAGGUCCCUAUCAAGUCAGGAAUCGUAGGAUAUACUGCAACAACAGGAGAAGUUUUAAAUAUCAAAGAUGCUUAUGAAGAUCCAAGAUUCAACAGGGCGACUGACUUGAAAACAGGUUACAGAACAGUUACCGUUCUCUGCGUACCGAUUUUCGAUAACAAAGGUAUAGUAAGAGGUGUGACAGAGAUGAUCAACAAAAUCGACGGUUAUUUUUCAGAGGAAGAUGUAAAACUCAUUCAAAUUUUCAAUGUCUUUACUGGCAUUUCUCUUGACAAUGCUCAAUUGUACAAAGCAUCAUUAGAUUUGAGUUUACAGAUGAGAACAUUCAUGGAUAUGUCUCAAACUUUAACUCAAACAAGCGCAUUAAAGAGAAUGUUGGAAGAUAUCUUGAAGAAUACACGUCAGGUUGUUGGUGCUGUCACAGGAGCAAUAUACAUUGUCGAGGACAACGGAAUUUCGGACAAACCAACAGUUAUGGACGAAGAUAUGCAAUCUCGUAUGGAAUAUUUCGAAAAAUUAAAGAAAGAAGAAGACGGGGGUGCAGAAGCCAACUCAUUAAAUGCAAAGAGAGCAGCAUUAAUGCGUCUUAUCCGUGGAAAACAGCCCGGACAAUCAGAUUUGACACAAGACGACAUCCACAGGAAAGAACUCGUCGAGAAAAGUGUUACCGAGAAGCAAUCAAUCAUUGACAACGACAGCGACAAAGCAGAAAAGUCAAUGAUGGUAUGUCCAAUCAUAAGUAGCGACAGAAUUGUUCUUGGAGCUGUUUUAAUGCAAUGGAAGAAGUCAAAUCCACAAUUUAACUACGAUGAUCUUCGAUUACUUGAAAGUUACUCCGUAUUUUUGUCAAUAUCUCUUGAGCGUUCCAUUUUGAAGAAGAUUGCGAUGAAAGGAGGUGCAGAAGUCGAACUGCAGAGCUGGCUAUCCCAAAGCGAGCGAUUCCAGCAACUUAUCCCUCAAAAACUUAAAUUAAUCGAAGAAGAAAGGAAAAUGAUUUAUUCAAUUGACUUCACGCCCGUAUGUUUCGACGGUUAUGGUCUAUUCAAAGUUGUUUUUGAAGUUUUUAUGGAAUUCAAUCUUUUCCAAGAAUUUCAUAUAAAUUCUGAGACUUUGUUUAGAUUUUUACAUGCAGUAAGAGAAGGAUACAACCCAGUACCUUACCACAACUUCCUACAUGCUGUUGAUGUCAUGCAAUUCGCUGUUUAUUUGCUGAAAAAGUCGAAAUUAGAAUCCGAAAUUUCGAAAUUUGAAAUUUUGGGACUGAUUAUCAGCUGCCUCUGCCAUGAUAUAAACCAUGAUGGCUUCAGCAACUCAUAUAAUGAGAAAGCGCAGACACCUCUUGGCAUUUUGUACAAAAAUCAAAGUGUUUUAGAGACACACCACUGUUCUGUCUGUAUUUCGAUCAUGACGAGAGAGGACUGUAACCUUCUCAAGUCAUUGAAUAUCUCUGAUACCCAGAAAAUGUGGAAUUUGAUUAUUAAUUUGAUAUUAAUAACAGAUAUGGCCAAACACUUUGAAUUUUUGCAGGAACUCGAUAAGAUAAUUAAUGAGAAACGUGAUUGGAGGCAGAAUGAUCGCCAAACAAUCCUCCAAAUGAUAAUUAAAUUAUCAGAUAUCUCAACUAUCUUCAGGAAGUUCGAAUUGGCUGAUCGAUGGACUGCUGUGUUAUGUGAGGAGUUCUUUAGACAGGGAGAUUUGGAGAAAGCGGCUGGAAUGGAGUAUACUUCGCCAUUGAACGACAGAGAACACUUGGAUAAGUCAAAAUCACAGAUUGGAUUCUACACAAAUGUUUGUCUGCCAUUUGCAAACAAGGCUGCACAGAUUUUGGACGGUUUGGAUGAUGCUUUGAAGAAUGUCAACGAAAAUCUUCAGACUUGGAAAGAAAGAGUUGAACAGGUUGGUUACGCAGCUAAUCCUGCAAUAUCUGAUUCUGUUUCCUCUAUUCUUGUGCCCCCUCCACCUCCUCCAACUUAA